AUGAGGAAAGCGCUGAGUAAGACCUACUUCGUUCCUGCCUUCAUCGUGGAUGUGGUCAGUGCGUAUGAAUGUGACGGCUCACUUUUGAGAUUUUCUUUUUUCUCCUUACACUUAAAUUCGCACCAUAAAAUCAACCGAUAUGGAUGGCUUUUCUACGCCAUGUUGGUCAUAUUGAGUGCUAGAGGAGAAUGGAUUUACCUCUGUCAUUGUUUCCUUUUGGAGCCAGACCGCGUUCGCAUGGUUUUCGUUGACUGGUGA
Molecule: messenger RNA, 258 nt
Organism: Podospora pseudocomata
Lineage: Eukaryota; Fungi; Ascomycota; Sordariomycetes; Sordariales; Podosporaceae
Exons: 2
Coding region: 1-258 (85 amino acids)
Source: RefSeq, a predicted model, not a curated record